AUGGAUCAAUGGACUCUUUCUGAUUUAAUUGAAGACCUUAUGGAUUAUAUCAUGGAGUUAGAUCUUACUACUCACGCAUUGAUGUAAAGAUCAAGAUUGUACAAGCAUACUUUUGUGAGCUUUGAAAUUGAUGGGAAAUUCUUUACCAACGAGCAAUGCAAGUCAACUCCAAUCAAAGGAUUGAUCCAUAACCUAACUAUAUUCAAAUUACACGCAAAUUAUGGCCUUGCAGAUGCUGGAUAAGUUUAGGAGGAAGCAGGUUUCUGCUCCAUUUUUUGA
Messenger RNA from Stylonychia lemnae, 279 nucleotides. The record is from the annotation of a GenBank genome assembly. NCBI's taxonomy places the organism in Eukaryota, Ciliophora, Spirotrichea, Sporadotrichida, Oxytrichidae.